This is a messenger RNA of Odocoileus virginianus texanus, 1818 nucleotides long. RefSeq names its product olfactory receptor 52D1-like. The record is from RefSeq and is a predicted model, not a curated record. Gene Ontology annotation, molecular function: G protein-coupled receptor activity; olfactory receptor activity. Gene Ontology annotation, cellular component: plasma membrane. Lineage: Eukaryota; Metazoa; Chordata; Mammalia; Artiodactyla; Cervidae. Gene Ontology annotation, biological process: G protein-coupled receptor signaling pathway.
GAAGAGCAUCAUCUUUAGUCAGAUGAGUCUUGAUUCAAAUUCCAGUUCUUUUAUGUACCAGAUGUAUGACUUGGAAUAAGUUUUUUAGCUUCUCAGAAACGAAUUCCUUGAUCCGUCACACAGAGGGGAACAUUGACAAACUCACAAUUAGGGAAUUUGUAGGUCAGUGUAUGCCAAAGCCCUAGAACAGUGCCUGAUACAAAGAUAGCUCUCAGCAAAUGCUGUAGCAUCCUCAGUCCCCAUCCUCACCUCCACCUGUCUAAAAUCUCUGUAGACCUGGUGAUUACCUCUGAAAGAUCUCUUUUGUUUCCUGCAGUGACAGAGCCAAGUGGAACCAGGAGAUGGGGCUGGAUCCCACACUGCCUGCUCUCAACCAGACCUGGCUCAGCUCCGGGCCUGGGACCUUUGUCCUGCUGGGGGUACCGGGAAUGGAGGCCUUGCAUGCCUGGCUUUCUGUACCUGUGUGCCUACUGUACAUGGCAGCUCUGGUGGGGAACGCCCUUCUUCUGGGGCUGGUGGCAGCUGACCAAGCACUUCGGAGACCCAUGUACCAGCUACUGGGGCUUCUGGCAGCAGCUGACUUAGUUCUGGCUACAUCCACAGUGCCCAAAGCUCUGGCCGUGCUGUGGGGCCUGUCAGGCGAGAUCUCCUUCCAGGCCUGCCUUGCCCAGCUCUUUGUUGCCCACGUGGCCUUCAUUGCUGAGUCCUCCGUGCUGUUGGCCAUGGCCGUGGACCGCUACGUGGCCAUAUGCCAGCCUCUGCGCUAUGCGGCGCUGCUGACUCAGCGCGUGGUAGGCAUUGUGGCGGUAGCUGCUGUGACCCGUGGGGCCUGUGUCAUGGCGCCCCCGGUGGUGCUGCUCCGGAGACUGCCUUACUGUGGGCAGCGGGCCCUGCCCCACACCUACUGCGAGCACAUGGGCGUGGCUCGGCUGGCCUGUGGUGAUACGCGCCCCAACGUCUGGUACGGACUGGCCACCACGCUGCUCACUCCAGUCCUGGACCUAGGGCUCAUAGGUGCUUCCUACGCCCUCAUCCUCCGCGCGGUCUGUCACCUGCCCUCCCACGGCGCCCGGCGCAAGGCCCUGGGUACCUGCGGGGCCCACGCCAGUGUCAUCACCCUCUUCUACACACCCGCCCUCUUCUCCUUCCUGGCUCAUCGUUUCGGCCGCCACACGGUGCCCAGCCACGUCCAUAUCCUCCUGGCUAACCUCUAUGUGGUGGUGCCCCCUGCCCUCAAUCCCGUGGUCUACGGAGUGCGGACCCAGCAGAUCGCUCAGAGGGUCAGGCGCUUGUUUCGGCUCUGCUGGGCAGGACCAGUGAGGGAUGUGGGCCCUGCGAGGGCCUCCCCCAGGAACAAAUGAGCACCCUGUUUUCUGCAGCAUUUUCCCUCAGUUGGUCAAGCUGGCCUGCAGAUUCCAUCAAGGAAGAGCUCUAAGCAAGGCGUCUCCAUCAUCGGCCACUAGGUGGCGCUAGGCUCACCCCAGCCCUCUUCCCAUAAAGGGAGAGUGGGUGGUACUGAGGGCAAUUGAAUUGACCUCUCUCCCGGCCUGAGGCUUCUGCGCCAAGACUGUUCCUCCUCUUUCUAACCCUGUGGGGUCUCCAUAGAUGCAUGGCGCACAUUGGGCCUGGAUUGUGGCAGACAGGGAGGCCCAGGACUCAGGCUGCUCAUCAGGGUUUUGUCUUUUUUUUUAAUCACUGUCCAUCCAGAACCAGAUGAGUGAAAGAAAGGUGGCUCUGAACGGGGCCUGUGUCCAAGGUGUGACGCUGAGCCCGAACUCUGUGUUGCUGAAGGGAUGAAGACGCGGGAAGCUAGGGAAA